Synchiropus splendidus (mandarinfish) is the source of this 2627-nucleotide messenger RNA. It is a transcript of the gene baiap2l2a, whose product is annotated as BAR/IMD domain containing adaptor protein 2 like 2a. Gene Ontology annotation, molecular function: protein binding. Gene Ontology annotation, biological process: positive regulation of actin filament polymerization; actin filament bundle assembly; plasma membrane organization. The coding region runs from base 980 to 2275 and encodes 431 amino acids. The record is from RefSeq and is a predicted model, not a curated record. NCBI's taxonomy places the organism in Eukaryota, Metazoa, Chordata, Actinopteri, Syngnathiformes, Callionymidae. The transcript is spliced from 14 exons. Gene Ontology annotation, cellular component: nucleoplasm; cytosol.
GAUGGAAGCAGCUCCUCAGAUUUAUGAGUGCAGCACUGUGUUCUCCCUCACCAGGGAAUAUACUCCCCCCAGUGGCAGGCUGCAGAAGCGCAGGGGAACCUCAUCUACAUUCAUGGAAACACACUUGGAACACUCCCACACACUCCCAUUCACGCAAAACUACUUGUUUCCCUCGCAGCUUGUUUUCUGCAGCUUCGUCUCCGUCCUCCCCCUCCACCUCCAUGUUGUCUGUCCUCUGCAGAGCAGCCUCUCCACCUGUCCCUCUGAUCGACUCCCUCCUGGUCAGCGGUUGAAGGUUUCACUCCUGCCAUGCAGCACGGCUGCGGGAGCAGAGGAACUGAGGGGUAAUUGAAAUUCAGCUCAGGUCUGUGUGUGUGGCCAUCUUGUGUACGAGGAGCUCCACGAUCCAUCCCUCCCCUUCCCCCACCCGUCAGCGAGCGUUAUUAACCUGUAAAUAAUUAACCUCAGUAUCAUCUCUCCAACCGCCGCGGCAUCACAAGGUCGUGACGGGUACGAGUCAGAACCGAGUUCCUCCCCCAGAAGUCGAUCGAUAAACUUUGCUUCCAUCAUCCGCGUGGGCAGUGGUUUCCUUCUCCUCCUCUCCUGCCAAACCUGAGGCCCGGGUGCCAAAUCUGGCCCCGUCAUUCCUGCCGCUCCCAACAGGCGGCGCCACAGUGGACACCAGACUCAAGCCUGGUGUACCCAACAGGUCCAUCACAGUGAGCCCUGUGCUUCCACAGGCGCGUGAGAGGGGGCGCCACACAGCUAGAGCUCGGCUGGAAACCGCAGGCUGGUGUGUCCCAGCUAGCCGGGCCUUCAUGCUGCACACACCAUCAGGCUUCAUAGCAGAGUCAGCCCUGUUUAAUCAUUUACUGCUAUUGUUCGCGGCCGCAGGGUUUUAUUACCACACACUCACACACACUUCCUGGAGCCGCAGCCCUCAGAGCCACCUGCUCUCUCUGACGCCCGACCUGACACCAUGAGCUCGGACCAGCUCCACCGCUCCACGCUAGGGAUCUACUCGAACCUGAUGGAGGAGUUCAACCCCAGCCUGCAGAAGCUGGUCUCCCUGGGCAACAGCUACGUCCGAGCCUUUCACGCUCUGGCAUCCAGCAGCGAGGCCUACUUCAGCGCCCUCUCCAGGAUCGGCGAGCAAGCGCUGCGCUCCGUCUCCUCACAGCCCAUGGGAGACGUCCUGGUCCAGAUCUCCAACAGCCAGAGGAGCCUCACCACCCAGCUGGAGAGUGUGUUUCACUGGUUCACUGUGGACGUCCUGCAGGAGAUGGACAACAACGUGAGACAGGACAGAGGCUUCAUCUCGUCCAGCAGGAGACAGUACGAGACGGAGGUCCGAGAACAAGCGGAAGCUCAGGAGCGGGAGCGGAGGAGAGGAGCCGUGACGGUGGCUGUCCAUCAUCCUCAGGAGGCCGGCGAGUAUGUGACGUUCCUCAGGGAGAGCCACAGUGAUGCUCUGAGGGAGGAGGAAAGGAGGUACCGCUUCGUGGCGGAGAAACACUGCGGCCUCAUCCACACCAUCACCAGCCUCAUGGACAAGACUGGAGCUUCACUGCAGCAGAGAGCUGCUGCCUGGAGAGAGGAUCUGGAGGCCACCAGAGGAGCUGCGAAAGGCAGGACCUCCAGAGGCACUGGCCACGGGCAGAAGGUCACGACCCGGGAGGAGGCGUUCAGGUCCAUGUCAAGCCAGCCGCCACCAGAAGAGGCGGAGCCUCUCAGCCAAGUGCCGUCCAGAGCCCCGUCUCCGCAGGGCAGCAUCUCUGGCGUCACCGUGGGGACGGUGAGGGCCAGAGGGCGGAGGGUGAGGGCCCGGGUGGACCACCAGCCUGCUGGAUCCAACCCCACCCUGCUGUCCUUCAGCAGAGGAGACUCCGUCACCGCACUGGUCCAGCAACCCAGGAACGGCUGGCUCUACGGCUCUGUGAGCAACGGGUCACGGAGAGGGUGGUUCCCGGCCUCGUACGUGGAGGAAGUGGACGCUGGCCUGCAGGCGGACCAGUGCAGGGCUUCCUCCCUCCAGGGCAGCGGUGGGGGGCUACUGAUGGACCGACCCAGGAGCGAGAGUCAGCCCCCGCCACCGCCGCCCCCCCCUCCACCCUCCAGACCAGUCAAAGCGGACAGAAGGACGGAGUCUAAUCUUGAGAGCAAGAAGGAGCAGCCGCAGAGGUCGCACCCGGAGCUCUUCCCCAGAGGCACCAAUCCCUUCGCCACAGUGAAGCUGAGGCCGACGCCCACUGACGACUGGUCAGCGGCACGCUAAAUCCCCACCACGUUGUGACCCAGGAGCACACGCUCAUCAAAGCUGACACCUCUUUCCCCGUCCUGGACCCAUGAAUAUGUAUGAGCCACAGCCAAGGUGGUGUAAUGUUUGGCUCCACUUGCACCUCAGUGAUCCAGUGGUGCUGGCUCAGUCACCUGAAAACCCGGUGCUGUUGCGUCCUGUAGCUCGUUGGGUCGCUGCGUGUGCCUUCAGAGCAGCGUCCCGGGUCGCUGCCUCCCUGUGGAGCUGGGACUGGCACCUCAGUCUUUUCAUCCAGGAGAAGGAAACGUGCUGUGUUGUUCACCAUCACUGCUUUAGCGUCGUGGGUGUGGACUCAACAACAACAGCAAAC